UCUAGACACACCGCUCGAGAGCAAAGUUUGCAGUUCUGGGCGCUCUACUUCUGUGUGUGAGAAAAAUAGAAGACCGCACGCAGUACCUUGACGCAAAAUGAUGUUCGUCGUUGUCUCAUUUGUCUUCUCGUUCGAGCACACGGCGGAGCCCGUUGCGUAAGCUGUACGGAGAGCAGGCGGGGCCCGAAAGGGUGGAACUAAACGAACAGGAACGAAACGAAUCCACGUGAAAAAAACUUCCGCCCCAAGUUCAAACAAAAUCUGCAAACCAUACUGAUUUGUGAGCAGGCGCGAACAGCUGUCGCAUUGUCAUGCCGGAAUGGAAAAGCGAGCUUAAGCCUCACACAAAUCACUCGGAAGAAAUCAGUUUGGAAGCGUCGCUUUUUGCGUUCCUAAUACUACCACUCGAUUUGCGUACACAAAGAAAGCGCUUGCAUGGGGUGAUUGGCAUGAUUUUUCUGAAGGAUAAAAUGGACCAGCGGGAAGGAAAAUCUGCAGCUCGUGACCACCAUGGCGACAGCCGGCAAGCCCGUCGUCGGAAUGUGGGCACAAGCUGACGACUUCUACCCCUACCGCAAAAAGCUGCCAUCCGGCGUUUACCUGACUAUCCUGUGGAAAAAACUCCUUCCUAGGUACCCGAGACUUGUCAUGGGUGUUUGCAUGCCCGCCCACCGCGACGCGUCGCUGAAGACGACACGUCGUGGUCGGUGGGUCAUUGUUUUGCAGCAAUACAGGCUGGGGAGAGAAGCAUAGUAGCUCCCGAUCUAGAAGACAAGCUGGGCAAUAAAUCCAGCUCGUCUAUCAGCUGAGGAAAGAAUGACCAAUGUCAUCACCCCCUGCAGGGUGGGAAAGAUUUUGCUUCCUCAGGAUACGCACGCACGAAUUUUUACCGACCCACAAUGUCCAAACCGUCCGGGACUUCAAGGCCCAGCUCCUGUCGAACCGAGAACUCAACUUCCCCCCCGACAAGUAUCAACAUGGAAGAUCCUUACCUUAGUGUGUCAUCUUCGAGAAAUGCAAAAAUGAAAGCGAUCUGUCAUGCGGACUGAGUCCCUCAGUAUCGGAAAAAAAAAACCUGUUCUCGACGUCUCCGAUUCUUUUUGCAUUUUUGCAGAGGUGGCAUCCUAGCCUUUUUCGAUGGGAUACGGAGUUCCGCGUGCUGAAGAAAUAUCCGGAGGUAUCAAACUGAAAAUCACCCUGCCCCCAGAGCUCCCGAAGAUGAUAUUCGCUCUAUCCGUUCCACAUAAAAACGCGUUUGUCUUGCAUGCGAAACAUUUACAUUAGCCUCUCAGCAUCUUUCCUAAGUUUCGCUAUCUUACCCUGGAAACUGUUCUUAGACCAGGAAGGAGUCCAUAAAUAGACGGCUGCGUAAUCAUGACGAACUGUAAAGGUUGGUCCUGCCCCAUCCGGGUGUUCCCGCGUUCCAUGAACUCAACCUGGUUCCCCUAAGCAAUGAAUAUUGUUCCUCGUUCUCGGGAAGGGGCGGUUUUGAAGAUGAUACGACUAUCGCUUAUGGAAGUGUCCGGCUGGAAUUCGACAAAAUGGAAACCAAGAUGUCGAUACUUUCUUGUCACGCAUAACCAUAAAAGCGAAACCAUUCACACGGCAAGGUGUGGAAACACCCAAACAAAAUUCGUUCUGCUGUUUGGCGCAGGGCAGACCUGGUUUGCGGUGUUUGUUCAAAGGUUGCUCUUCUGUUAGCCUAGAUCUGCAACCCACCUUGCCAAACCAGACCCUUCUGCUUGCGUCUCGCAUUUUAUGGACCAUAAAUCGUUUUCAUUUUGAAACCUUCCAGCCUGAUACGCAUUGCAACUAUAUCUGGGUCUGCAAAAAAUAAUGCAAAAUUUAUAAUGCUCAGCUACCAUGCCUCUCACGUUUGUCACGCACCGUACUCAAGCGCCCCAGUUUUCUGUCGUGGAGCAACACAGAAUUCUGGCAACACCAUCCUAGCAGCUCAAAAACUUGUCAUGCUUGGCUGCGAAUUGAGGCGUCCUCGUGAGCGCCCCUUCCGCAUCACAAGUUUUUCCAGACCCUGAUAUAUGUGCAUUUGAUAACCGACACUCCCAUACAGCUGCGAAAUCGGACUAGACGACCUCGAGGCCCCUCUGUUUCUCUAUCCUAUGCAAAAACGUCCCCACACCAUAGUUGUAAUGCAAAUCUGCAUGCCAAAAACGUUUCUCAUGCAGAGCCCCAUGAGAAGCGUUUUCUAUUCGUAUUUGGGAAUUUGUGAUGCUCGAAUCAGAACAAUAUGCUGGAUCUGUAAUGCUUCUGAACAACUAGCUAAACAGGAUUACACUAUGGAGACAAACUUGUCAUGCGAAACAACCAAAGCUGGUGGAUUUGUAUAGCAGAUUUCGCAUCUUGAUCCUGGUGUGGGAGCGUUUUUACUCAGGAUGCUGCCGACAGCGAACCCAUAAAUCUGACGCUCGUGCGGGUCGAUUGCACCCUGCCACCUGCGGAGAAGCGCAAAUCCUGGAACCGAGAGCGGGAUCCGACUCCGCACAAGCGGCCGGACGCGCGGUUGUACAAGUGUCCGCCACUGGGACCGCCAGGGGAUCCCGAGCCCGCGGUUGCUACGGACGCGUCACGUAGGAGCUCGUCAAAAUGAAAAUGCUCUGUCAUGAUUCGGCUUUUGGCUUCUCACCCGCGCAAAAGCACUGCGGCACGCAAUACAAAGGCUCGCUUUAGGAUCCCUGGAAAUGGCAUGCGCCCCUGAGCAGCACAUACAAAUUUCAUCUCUGUGGCCAAAGGAACUAGUCACGCAUUGUCUUGCUAAUUUGUACAUCCAAGUGGAACUCGUUCCGCGCCAAAAAUUUUCUAGCUUUCCUACCUUACACAACCAUAGCUGA
Molecule: messenger RNA, 2849 nt
Organism: Amoebophrya sp. A120
Lineage: Eukaryota; Dinophyceae; Syndiniales; Amoebophryaceae
Source: the annotation of a GenBank genome assembly